GGCGGGAGGUCGCCUAGCCUCUGGAAAGGUCUGCCCGACGCGGCGGCCGGCACGAGCCUGAGCCCCAGCCGUCACCUGGACCGGCUGUGGGUGCUGAGGCGGAGGCGCCUGUGAGGGCAGGGCGGCCGCGGGGGCAGGAGGAUGCUCCCGGCCGCUGCCGCGGAUGCUCCCGCUGCCGCUGAGUGGAUGCGCUCUACGGAAAGCAGAUGGGUAGGAGGAGACACGUCCCGUCUCUGGCCACGUGAGCUGCAUGCGGUGACACCACGCCACGUCCCCUGGGGAUGCCACCGGCCCUGGGAUGUGGGGACGGCGGGGGCGGCCUACACAAAGGAACCAUGCAGCCAGCACGUACGCCUAUAGCUCUAAAAGGUACAGUUUGGCUGUUGGUCCUCCCAAAAAGGUUCCAAAAGUCAAGGGUGUAGAGUCUGCAGCAGUGCAAGCAUUUCUCAGACGGCAAGAAGAAGAAAAAAGAAAAAAAGCACUGGAAGAAAGAAGAAAGAAAGAAGAGCUCUUGGCUAGACGUAUUGAACUGAAGCAUGACAGAAAGGCAAGAGCUAUGGCCUCACGAACAAAGGAUAAUUUUUAUGGUUAUAAUGGCAUUCCUGUUGAAGAGAAGCCUAAAAAGAAGAGGACUUGCGAGAAUGUUGCUCGGGCCCCAGAGGCUGAGCAUGCAACAGAAGAUGAAACUGAGCACCUUGAAUACAGUCAGACUGAAUCUGAGCAUGAGCAAGAAGAAUAUGAAGAGAAACCAUCCAAAGUUGCAGUGAAACCAAAGGCACCUCACAAAAGUGUACCAGCACCUCUGAACUUCGCAGAGCUCUUAAGGCUUGCUGAAAAAAAACAGUAUGAACCCGUGGAAAUAAAAGCAGUGAAAAAGGUAGAAGAGAGACCAAGAACAGCAGAAGAAUUGAGAGAGAGGGAAUAUUUGGGACGUAAAAACAAGAGAGUAGAAAUGCAUAAGAAAAGUGAGAAGGAGAUUAAAAAUACAGGGUUAUCCAGUUCUUCAAAAAAAGUGAUUUCUCAGAAAGAAUAUGUAAAUGCAAAACUUAACAAAAGCUCAGUAGAUAAACAUUCUGCACCAAAAGGCAGUCUGUCAUCUUCUAUGAGUGGUACUGAUAAGAAAUCCAAAGCACCAGCAUUGACUGAAAAACGCUCACAGUCCUCAUCUUCCUCCAGAUGUGAUCAAAUGCAAAAAACCUCACAAAAUGGCUCCUUAAAAAGCUCUACUGGUAGCAGUCAUAGUAAGUUACCUGUCAAUGGUAUUGGAAAGUCUGGCUCAAGCUCUCAUGUGCCACCCUCAAAACCAGCAGCCAAUGGGGCUCAGAGGCUACCACCUGCUAAAGAAUCCAGCCUGAAAAAGUCUGUCCAUACAAAAUCAGACAAUGCUGCAGCCCUUCAGCAUGGAAUCAACUCCAAUGCGAAACGAUCAGGCAGCAGCUUAGGAAAAGGAGGACCUGGACAUCCAGGUGGCAGUUCAAGUGUAGGACCUGGGCGAUCAAACAGCAAUUCUGGCAUGGGACCUGGAAGGCCAGGGAGUGAUUUAAGCCCAGGACCUGGGCGACUGGGCAGCAGCUCAGGCACAGGACCUGGACGGCCGGGCAGCAGCUCAAGCCUGGGACCUGGCCGACUGGGCAGUGGCGCAGGUGUGGGACCUGGAAGGCUGGCUGGCAGCUCGGGCACAGGACUUGGGCGACCGGGCGGCAGCUCGGGCACAGGACUUGGGCGACCAGGCAUCAGCACAAACACAGGACUUGGGCGACCAGGUAGCAGCACAGGUACAGGACCUGGAAGGCCAGGAGUCAGCCAAAGCACUGGACCUGGGCAACCAGGCAGCAGCUUGGGAACAGGACCUGGAAGGCCAGGCAUCGGCCCAAGUGUAGGAGCCAAGCGACCAGGCAGCAGCUUGGGAACAGGACCUGGAAGGCCAGGAAUUGGCCCAAGUGUGGGAGCCAAGCGACCAGGCGGCAGCUUGGGAACAGGACCUGGAAGGCCAGGCAUCGGCCCAAGCGUGGGAGCCAAGCGACCAGGCGGCAGCUUGGGAACGGGACCAGGCAGGCCAGGAAUUGGCCCAAGCACAGGAGCCGGGCGACCAGGCAGCAGCCUGGGCACAGCUGUAAAACCGAAGUGUACUGUUGUAUCGGAAACUAUUUCUUCUAAAAACCUAGUCACGAGACCUAGCAAUGGACAGAUGAAUGGAAUGAGAUCUUUUCAAGGGCAUAGACCUGUGUUUCAUCCACAAGGUCUUGGAAGACCACCUAUUAGUUACAAGAGACAAAUAGAAGAUGAUGAUGAUGAUGAAUAUGACUCUGAAAUGGAUGACUUCAUUGAAGAUGAAGGGGAACCCCAAGAAGAAAUAUCAAAACAUAUUCGGGAAAUAUUUGGCUAUGACCGGAAAAGAUACAAAGAUGAAAGUGAUUAUGCCUUACGUUAUAUGGAGAGCAGCUGGAGAGAGCAACAGAAAGAAGAAGCUAGGAGCUUGAGACUCGGUGUUCAGGAGGACUUAGAAGAAUUGAGACGGGAAGAAGAAGAAUUAAAACGCAAGAGACAGUCUAAGAAGCUGAGGACACGUUAACUGACUUACGGCGUUGACUUUGUAUUUCUGCUACCCUCUGCCUCCAUACAUCUCUUAUUCUACUUCAGUUUCCAUUUGCUUGUUAGAGGACAAAAGAAUAUUUAAAGGGAUUAAAGUACUGAAAAGCAAGUCUUUAGUUUGACCUAAAUAAGAUAUUUAUUUUUAAUACUUGCCAGGGUUGGUUUUUUAUGAAGAAAUUAAUGCACUAAUGCAUAUUAAGUGGAAUAAAAUUAAUAGAUGUUUCCAUUAAUUAAACCAGUUCAAGAUGCCAGCAGAAAUAUUGACUAGCUAUGCACUGACUCGGAACUGUGUGGCCCCCUAUACUGGUAAACCAAUUCUGCUUUCACUUGAAAGAAAGGAAUAGCAUUCUUGUUCCCUGAUGUUUCUUGAGACUUAGAUAAAUUGCUUUAUAUCCUACUCCGCCUCCCAACUUGAGCCUCAAAGUAUUGAAGUGUCAUCUUCUGUUCAGAAGCAGCUUGGGUGUAAAUUCAGCCAUUGCCACAGAUGUUCAAAGCAAUAAAGUGCUGCAUAUUUUCUGAUUUGAGGGCCCAUAAAAAUAAUUCGAACCUCUAUUUCUAAACAGAAAAGUGCAUGUCAUUUGCAAAUUUUACAGCUAUAGAUACAGCAAAAAGAUUAUGUUGGCUUUUGCUGUGUCUGGAAUUCCAGUGCCAGUGUAAUUCAGUAUGAUACACGCCCUGAAAAUAGGAAUUUCUAGUGUAUGUCUAACCUAGUGCUUUUGGGCUCAAGCGUAUGCUUGGGAAUUCUUUUCCUGCCCUGUAAAUCCUCACAUUUGUUUAACAGCUUCUGCUGCUUUUACAAAUUGUGUAUGGUACACAUGUUCUUUCUUGCAUUAAACAUCCGAUGUGUUAAAUGAUUUAAAAUGUGAAGCAGUCAUUUAUCUAAUUAGGCUUACUAUUUAGAAAGCACAUCAGAAUUAAGUUUUGUUAAAAAGUAUUUGCAGCGCUUCAAUAUUAACAACUUCAUGUUAACUAGUUAAUACUUGUAAUUAAUUUCAUCAAACCAAAAAUCUAAACUGUUACGAAUAGCAGGAGAGUUAGUUCAGUUACCUAACUGCCCAUAUUUGCACAUUAUUUCUAACUAUGCACUUAAAAGACUGUUUCUUUCAGUAACUGAAUUUGUUUACAGUCAGUACAGGGUUCAUGUAAGUCUACAGGAGUUGUACUGAGUCUGAAGCUCAAAGCUGGUGCUGCAUCUACUUUAUUUCCCCGGGUUGCCCUUCAAAGCUCACCAGUAUCACUACUCAGCUUUGCCUCAUGCUCCAGGACUCCACUGAUAGUACCUCUGGCUUCAGCUGCUGAGGCUGAUGUGUUUUAAUGCUAGAAGUACUUGGAAAAGUACAAAAAGGGCUUCGUGUGUUUGGGGAAGGAGGGAAGUAAAGGAAUAAAGGAGAAAUUACCUUGUAGAAAAAACAACAAAGGAACCUUUCCUAUCAGGGGGCUAUUCCUAACAAUGCUGCUUCUAGGAAGCAGUUCAGAUAGCAACUUGUAAGAAACAAUCUUGGAAGCUGCUGAAGUUUAAACAUCUGACUCUUAAUGUAAGAAAAAACAGAUUUGCCUUUUUAAGAUGUCUUCUGUCAAUGGUGUAGCAUUUCACUGCCUCAGUAAAACAUGUGACAUGAGUAAGCUAUUGGGAUAGAUAAUUCAGUAUUAGCUGACAUGGAGCCCAGAUGAAAAUACCACCACUGCUGCUCUGUACUUUUAACUUUCCAUAUCAACUAACAAAAACCAUUUCUCAGUGUAUGCGCUUGAGACCAUGCAAGAUAGUGUAACCUCACUGCUUGUCUAGAAGUGUGUUGUAUUCACUCUGCUUCAUUGGGACCAUCUAAAAUUUUCUGUUGUAGUUCCUAGAAUUAUCCAUUCAAGACAAUGAACAUUGGGACCAUGAUCAAGUUGCUGGGGUUUUUUUACUUCAUAGUCCUUUCUAGAUGACAAAAGGCUGUAGGUCUGUCAACCCAGACAGCUAUAUCAGCUGUGAGCAACUUCCUGCCUGGCUGGGAAAAAAGUCCCUUAUGAAGCAAAAGAAAUAUAUUCAAAAUUGGUUCAUCUGGGAAUUUAAUCUGCAUUUCACAUAAAUAUAGGUUAAAUAAAACUUGAUUAUUUCACCACUUUCUGAUUACUUAACCAUGCAAGAUCAGUUAAAUUUCUUAAUCUGUAAAGCACUUUGUCAUUUGUCUUUUAGCUGAUGACUGGAAUGUACUCUGCUAGCCUCCCUAAGACACUGUAGAACGGUUUCUUCACACAGUGAUCACUGCUUAAAUUUUGUCUUUCGUAUGCAAAAUUAGUCAAGGACACAUUUGUAAUUUUACAGUCAAGAAGUACUUUCUCAUAAUUGGCAUGGGAUGCUAAUGGUUUUCAAAUUUUAUAUGAAUGUUUAGGUUUCAAUGUGUUUGCAUUUGCUGCAUGUUUGUAAAUCGGCUAGGAAGGAACUAAAUUUGUGUUUCCAGUUCCUGACCUUGUAUCCAUAAAACAUGUUUACUAUUUGCCAGAUAAUAGUAUUAAUCUAAGGAGAGUACUUCAGUACUUGUCCAAAGUGCAUCUGAAUUUGAGGUUAAGAAAAAAAAUGGAAAAAUGCUUAUAUCGGUUUCUGAGGAGCUGAUGUUAAGAUAAUGAUUUAAUUGUAUUUAAUGAAAUUCUGGUUUGUUUUUUAGAUUUUUAAUUCACUGUUUGAUAAUGUGCCUUUUUUAGUAAAUUGUGUCAAAAAAUAAUGAAUGUAGGAGUAUAAAAAGGUUGGUCGGUUUCUGCUAUCUCAGAUUCUAUAUCCUUAAACUUGAUAGUGUGAAAUGACAUACUUUUCAUAAAACCCUUCCAGGUCUGGCUUUGAUUGCACAAUUACAGUAGCUACUUCUUUACUGCUAAUGCUAAAUCAAAUGAAGGGCACUUUCUAUUGAUGACUACUUUUUGAAAAGGUCUUGUAUUUACACUUGAGCUGUAUUUCACUUUACAGCGAUGUCUUUUGGAGGCCAGGGUUUUGCAUAUCACAGCAAGCCUUAGUGUGCAACUCUGUGCUGUGCUUUAAAAUAAAAUUCUUUCAAGAAGUAUAUGAGAUCUCUAUGGAAAUCUGGAUUUAUUUUUAUGUAAAGUCCAAAAUAUUGUCCAGGAAAACUAAUUUUCUAUUUUUUUUGCAUUUUGUAACAUAAUCUAGUAGCUGAUGCAUAUUUCUAGAUAUAGCAUAUUUCUGGAGACCAAAACAUGUCAUAAAAUAAAUAUAUGGAGAGACUGGUGUUUAAAUUGUGAUGAAUGUACUUCUAUUUAUUUUGGUGAGUGGGUGUGAUGCAAUAUUAAAGUGUUAGUGUGUAAAUAAGUGAUUCUAGUUCUAGCCAAUGAUUUUUUUUCUUUGGGGAUAUCAUUUGUGCACAAUGUCUUUUUACACAAUGUGACAAAUCAGGUUAACUCAUACAUAGCUUAACUGUUUUCUGGUGCUGUCAAGAAAGUGUACACUUCUGCACACACCAAAUGCAUUUAAGUUUUGCAGAGUGCGUAUCCAAUAAAUUACAGGCGUUAAACAUUCUA
Messenger RNA from Tyto alba (common barn owl), 6102 nucleotides. RefSeq names its product SPT2 chromatin protein domain containing 1 (gene SPTY2D1). Gene Ontology annotation, molecular function: histone binding; DNA binding. The transcript has 7 exons. Bases 299 to 2572 code for a protein of 757 amino acids. The record is from RefSeq and is a predicted model, not a curated record. Lineage: Eukaryota; Metazoa; Chordata; Aves; Strigiformes; Tytonidae. Gene Ontology annotation, biological process: regulation of DNA-templated transcription; nucleosome assembly. Gene Ontology annotation, cellular component: nucleolus.